AUGCACGUCCCCGACCAGUCGCAGCAGUUUGCGCACAUUCUGCGUCUGCUUAACACCAACGUCUCCGGUUCGCGCAAGAUCAUGUACGCCUUGACCGAGAUCAAGGGUAUUGGCCGUCGCUACGCCAACGUCGUCUGCAAGAAGGCCGACGUCGACCUUGCCAAGCGUGCCGGUGAGCUCAACUCGGACGAGCUUGAGCGCAUUGUCACCAUCCUCCAGAACCCUCAGGACUUCAAGAUCCCUCACUGGAUGCUGAACAGGCAGAGGGACAUCGUCGACGGCAAGUCGUUCCAGGUCCUCUCCAACAACCUUGACUCGAAGCUCCGUGACGACCUCGAGCGUCUCAAGAAGAUCCGCUCGCACCGUGGUAUCCGCCACUACCUCGACCUCCGUGUCCGUGGUCAGCACACCAAGACCACCGGUCGUCGUGGACGCACCGUUGGCCUCGGCAAGAAGAAGUAA
Molecule: messenger RNA, 462 nt
Organism: Jaminaea rosea
Lineage: Eukaryota; Fungi; Basidiomycota; Exobasidiomycetes; Microstromatales
Product: ribosomal protein S13
Exons: 3
Coding region: 1-462 (153 amino acids)
Biological process (GO): translation
Cellular component (GO): cytosol; ribosome; small ribosomal subunit
Molecular function (GO): RNA binding; structural constituent of ribosome
Source: RefSeq, a predicted model, not a curated record